GACUCCGGGACAAUUUUUUUUUUGGACUUUCGUUUUUUUUCUUCUUCUUCUUCUUCUCUUGUCCCGCCAUUCGCUCCGCAGACGAACAAGCUAACGCUAAGUUGACGUCUGCCGCGGUUACAAUACCAAACGACAGAUUGUUAGGCCGACGUUCUAGCGAGCAGCGAGUUGACGUCUGGUGCAGUGUAGUGCAGUGCAGUGCCGAACGACGGAUUGUUGGUGAUACAGUGCUUUUCUCGACAACUGGAGUUGACUAACUGAAUACUGGAUUCUUCUGGAAACAACACAAGACGUGCAUCUAUAUAUAUAGGCAUAAUUAACGUUUAUUCAAGUCAGUUCGGUUAUUGCUCGAAGCUGUAUGGAUGUAGCGGUGGCGUGUAACCUUUUUAAUUAACUUUGCCCCUCCAAGAAAAACAAAUUUCUUUGGUUUUUCGUUUUAUCAAAAGCUGCAAUGUGGUUCGUGAGCUGCAGCUUUGUUGUUCUCAGCGUGGUGUUCCAGUGCAAAGCACAAGGUUGUUUCCCCUGUGCCGGCGACGACGGUCAGUUUCAGUGUAAGAACUGUCGGUGUAUUCUCGAUACCUACCUCUGUGAUCACAACAAUGACUGCGGGGAUAACUCCGAUGAAAUGGCUAACUGCACUUAUGCAGCUUGUUCCGGGUUUGAGUUCACAUGUCAUAACAAGCGUUGUUUGUCUCAGAAGUGGGUGUGUGACGGGUCGGAUGAUUGCGGUGACAAUUCUGAUGAAGAGAAAUGUGAUAACUAUUCGUGCUACCCUCAGGAGUUUGCAUGUCCGACUAGUGGUCGCUGUAUCCCGCUGACCAGAGUGUGUGACGGGAAACCCGGGGACUGCACCAACGAGGAAGAUGAAGGGAGAACAUGCAGUUCGAGUCGCUGCAGGGAGCUGUCAUGUGACCAUGCGUGCCAGCCAACCCAGAACGGAGGCGUUUGUUACUGCAACACUGGCUUCAUGCUAGAUCCCAAGGAUAACCGGACAUGUAUAGAUUUCAAUGAGUGUGAACACUGGGGAUUUUGUGAUCACACGUGCGUCAACUCUGAGGGGUCGUAUCAGUGUUCGUGUUUUGACGGUUACACGCUGGUCGGAAACCGAACAUGUCGUGCCUCGGACAGUGACUCGAUGAAACUGAUAUUCUCCACGGGUUCUAAAGUAAUCAGCGUUAACCGUAAUGGCUCCAAUCCCAGCACAAUUCUCAACGUUUCUGUGGCCGAUAUCGACAUGAACAUUAAAACAAAGAUGUUAUUUUUUAUUAAUUCCAAAGAUAACAAGAUAUAUAAAAGCAAUUUAGCAGACACAUCCGUACAGACGCUGCUGCCUGUGAAAGGAAUGGCCCAGCCCCACAGCUUGGCGUAUGACUGGAUCGGCAACAACUUGUACAUCCUCGACAAGGACUCGAUCCGAAUCGACCUCCUCUCGCUGGACAGCGGCCUGCAGCGCAACAUCAUCUCCAACGAGAUCAAGUCUCCGUCAUCGGUCACCAUUGACGCGUCCGUCGGAUUCCUGUUUUAUGCAGACAUGGGCAGCAAGCUGAGACGGAAUUCUGCGCGGAUCGUGCGCGUAUUCAUGGACGGGAGUCACAGAGUGAAUUUGAAGCUGUCUAAGAUCCUGGCCCCGACCAGCUUGUCUGUUGAUACCACCACAAAGAGACUGUUCUGGAUAGACUCGCACCUCGAUCACCUCGAAACUGUUGACUACUUUGGAUUGAACAGACGUAUUGUAGUGUCGGGUGGUAUGAAUAUUCCGUCGGGAGUUAGUCUCACCGUGUUCGAGGACCAGGUCUACUGGGCGGACGUCACUAAAAUGGGUCUCCUGUCAGCCAACAAGUUCAAGAAACCGGUCACGGUUCGGCAGAUCUACCACGAAGCGUCGAGCAAGCCAACCAGCGUCCGUGUUUUUCAUCCAUCCGUCCAGACGUCCGGCACUAGAAAAAGCAACCCUUGUGAGAAGAGUCUGUGUCAGCACAUCUGCGUGGUGACCCACACCACAGACAACAGCGGGCUGGGUUACCGGUGCGUGUGCGGAGCGGGCUUUACACUCGAGAAGGACCAGGUCAACUGUACAAAAAUCAACCAUUUCAUCCUGUUUGCGUCGAUGCAGUCGGUUCGAGGCAUCGCGUUGGAGGAAUCCCCAUCUUACGAUGUUGACUGCAUUCCUCCGAUCAUUGGCCACCGUCGCGGUCGAAUGGGCAUGAACUAUGUUGCAGUGGAUUACGAUGCCGAGAAUGAGACUGUUUAUUUCUCCGAUGUCAGAAACCGAGUGAUUUAUCAGGCAAAGAUUGGAGAUUCAGAGCCGACCCCGCUGGUAGUGAACAGUAUCCGGUCUGUGGAGGGGAUGUCGAUCGACUGGAUCAGCAAGAAUCUCUACUUCACUGACUAUGCACGCAGCUCUCUGUCUGUGGUCCGACUGAGGAACCCGGGGGAUCGCCGUGACAUCAUCUCCGAACUGGGGAAUCCCAGAUCAGUCGUCGUACAUCCACUUAAAGGCUAUUUGUUCUUCUCUGAUUGGCUGCGGAACUCCAUGCAGUCUGCGUACAUCGCACGUGCCUACACCGACGGCACCAACGUCACGAGAAUCCGCGGACAUCAGCUUGGCUGGCCCAAUGGUUUGUGCAUCGACUUCGGCAGUAGCCGCCUCUACUGGGUGGAUGCAUACUUUGACAGAAUCCAGCAUUCGAACUUCGAAGGAAACGAUCUGCAAACUCUGUCUGGACAUUCUAUCACUCACCCGUUUGGCAUCGCUAUUUAUAAAGACUAUAUUUUCUACACUGACUGGCGCCUGGAGUCGAUUAUCCGAAUCAACAAACGUGGUGGCCAGGAGACGAGGAUUCGGUCGGGGAUCGGCAAACUGAUGGGAAUCCGCGUGUAUGACCAUGACCUGCAGCCAGCCUCUUCAAAGAAUCCCUGUGUUAGACGAAAUGGAGACUGCUCACACUUCUGUUUCCCGAUUCCUGUCGCCAGCACUUCGAACCAGCUCGGCCGCCACUGUGGCUGUCCGUACGGAAUGAAGUUGUCUCAGAACCAGAGAUCGUGUGAACCGAACGCAGACGAACCGAACCCAGACGUGUGCCGACCAGGACUGUUCAAGUGCGACAAUGGACGAUGUAUUCCGCGCUCGUACCGCUGUGAUCGCGAUAAUGACUGUUUGGAUAACUCAGAUGAGAGCGACUGCCCUGCAGAUUCUACGUGUCCGUCCAAUCGCUUCAAGUGUACAAAUGGCCGCUGCAUAAGUCGAGUUUGGGUCUGCGACGGAGAUAAUGACUGUGGUGAUAUGUCGGAUGAAAAAGAGUGCACUGACAAGACGUGUAGUCCUGUAGAGUUCCGCUGUAACAACUCGCUGUGUAUCGACGUCCAGCUGCAGUGUGACACGGACAAUGACUGUGGAGACGGGUCCGACGAGGGAGACGUCUGUGUGGAACAUACGUGUCCUGCUGGAUUUUAUCAGUGUGGUGACGGCAGAUGCAUCCCAGAGAGACGUGUAUGCAAUGGAGAAAAUGACUGCUUUGACGGCACCGAUGAGCAGAGUUGUCCCCCCUUGAACUGCACCGGCUCCCAGUGGACGUGUCGGAAUGUCCGUCAGUGUAUUUUGGAGAAGUACCACUGUGAUGGUGUCAUAGACUGUACUGAUGCUAGUGAUGAAAAGGAGUGUCCGGUCAGACCUCCGGGAGGCUGUCUGGUGGAAGAGUACAAGUGUUCGAGUGGGGGGUGUAUUCCCAACAAGUGGAGGUGUGACGGACAGAAGGACUGUGAAGACGGAUCAGAUGAACCAUCCACAUGUCCGACUCCCACGUGUUUCAGUGACCGGUUCCGCUGUGACAACGGCCGCUGCAUCUUCAAGGGUUGGGUCUGUGAUGGGGACGAUGACUGCGGGGACAACUCGGACGAGGCUCAGAGUCUUACAUGUCCUCCGCCCCCUUUUUCCUGUCCCGGCCAGUGGGAGUGUCCAGGGAGUGUCCGGAUGUGUGUCAAUAUUUCACAGGUCUGUGAUGGACAUAUUGAUUGCCCAGGUGGACAUGACGAAAGUCCAGUUUGCAAUACUGAGAGUUGUCGUGUAGAAAAUGGCGGCUGUAGCAAUCGUUGUAUUCAGACGCCACGCGGUGCGGAAUGUAUCUGUUCCGCCGGCCAGAAACUGAAUGGAACUAAGCUUUGUGUAGAUAAUAAUGAGUGCCUGGUGCCUGGUGCCUGCAGUCAACACUGUACGAACACAAAGGGGUCAUUCAAGUGUCAGUGUGAUGUGUACUUCACUCUGAGGUCCGAUAGGAAACACUGCAGUGCUGUUAGAAAUAGCUCUGAAAUAUUUUUAAUGGUUGCGACACGAAGAUCGGUUGUGAGAUCAAAGCUUUCAUCAAAGCUCUACCGCGACCUGCCGAUUCCAAAUCUACGAGCGUUGUCGGGUAUCGAUGUCAACACGUGGGCUGGGCACAUAUAUUUCUCCGAUACUGGGAACAAGAAGAUCUACAGGUCUACAUACAAUGGAACAAACGUCACAGAGAUAAUUAAGACUGGUAUUGACAUAGUGGAAGAUAUCGCGGUUGACUGGAUAGGUCAUAACCUGUACUGGACUGACUAUCGGAUGGAGACCGUGGAGGUGGCGAAUCUGGAUGGGAGAAAUCGCAUCGUGCUCUUCAGUGAAAACCUCACCAAUCCACGUGGCAUCAUCCUCGAUCCCAGAGACGGCUUCAGAUUUCUGUUUUGGUCGGACUGGGGCCAGAAGCCUAAGAUAGAGAGAUCCGGACUGGAUGGCAGCGGCCGGAUGACCAUCAUCAAUGAUCGUAUAUUCUGGCCAAACGGUCUGGCUAUUGACCUGCCGAACAAACGCAUCUACUUCGCUGAUGCUCGGAUGGAUUUCAUAGACUUCUGUAACUAUGACGGGAGUGGGAGACACACAGUUUUCUCAAACAAUCAUUUUUUACGACACCCCCAUGCGCUGGUAGUGUUUGAGGAUAAUGUUUAUUGGACGGACCGAGCAGCGAAUCGCGUGUCUCGUUGUAACAAGUUCAACUGCUCGGGCCGGUCAGUCGUGGUUUCGAGUCUCUCUCAACCUCUGGGCAUUGCCGCGUACCACAUGUCAACACAGCCACUCAAAAUGGGAAUACCUCCCAGCACAGUACCAGUGACCAACCCAUGUUCCAGUAACCCGUGUAGUGACAUGUGUCUGCUGUCCCCUAACAAACCUGGCUACACCUGUGCCUGUCCCAUCGCACACAAGCUGGACGCACUCGGCAAGAGAUGUGUUGAGACGGAUAACACUGUGCUAUUGUACAUGACCCAGAGUCAGAUUGCCGGACUGACGAUAGACAAAGCAGAAUCGAAUGGGGUCGUUCCAAUCAGCUCCAUCCCCAACGGGCUCGACUUUGAUUUUGAUAGCAAGGAGCAGAUGAUUUAUUAUGUUCAGAAACAAAAUGGAAGUCUAAGACGAAUUCAGCUGAACGGUCAGAAUGUGUCCGAGUUUGUCCCGACAGCGAUAGUGGGAACCCCGACAGCCGUCGCCAUUGAUUGGGUGUCACGCAACAUCUACUGGGCCAACGCUGAGGCCGGCUUCAUUGAGGUCAUGAGACUGGACGGCAAACAGCACUACCGCAAGGUGUUGCUAAGCAACACAGGGAAAGACACCGGCAUUGGUUAUCCAUUAUCCAUUUGUCUUGAUCCAAUUAAAGGGAAGCUGUACUGGUCGGACCGUGGUUCGCGUGGGUUGACGAUGAAGAUUGCAUCCAUGAACCUGGACGGUACCGACCCCAAGGUUCUCGUCAACGCCGGGAUACGAAACCCCGUCUACCUGGCCUGCGAUACCAAGAACAAUAUGUUGUUCUGGGCCGACAGGUUCUACCAGAGGAUUGAUCGUUAUUCUAUUGAUACGGGCUCCAAAUCAACCGUGGUUGAAAACCUGAGCAGUCCGAGUGGAUUGGCUGUUUAUAACAACCGCCUGUAUUAUGCUGACACGGACUAUGAACGGAUAACAGUUAUUGACAUUCCUGGACGCAACAACAAAAAACAUUUGAGGACGAACAUCCAAGGUCUCCGGGCUCUCAAGGUUUACUAUGAAAGACACAAGAAAGGUAUUCAGGUGAACGGGUGCUCCAAGAACUACGGAGGGUGUGACCAGCUCUGUCUGCCGAGGAGUCCCAAUGGAGACAGGGCGUGUGACUGUGGGACAGGCUUCACCCGCUUCAAGAAUGGAACCUGUCACGCUAUCAGUUCAUUUGUAGUUGUGUCUCAGUUCGAAAUGAUUCGAGGUUUCGGGUUGACCAGCAGUGAUUCCGUUGAGGCCAUGGUUCCGAUUGCUGGGAAAGGUAGAGCUGCUGGCCAAAUCGAUGUCCAUGUGAAGGAAGGUCUCAUCUACUGGACUGACCUGAUAGUGAAGAAGAAGAACAGAAAGCAGCAGCUAGGAGGAAUAAGCAGGAUUAAACCAGAUGGGACUGGUUUUGAGGAAAUUAUAACUUAUGGCAUCGGUAAAAAUGGAAUUCACGGUGUCGCAAUAGAUUGGAUUGCAGAAAAUAUGUAUUUUACAAAUGCAUUUGCAAUGGAGACAUUCGUAGAGGUAGCCAGACUGAACGGCACCCAUCGUCGCGUGAUUGCUCGAAAGUUUCAAGCUUCGCUUAAAGGCAUUGCUGUCAAUCCUAUUAAAAGAUAUCUUUACUGGAUGGAUUCGGGCCAGCAGCCAAAGAUCGAGAGAUCGAACCUGGACGGCAGUAAGCAGGUGGUGAUUGUCGUGAACGGCAUCAGCUACCCGCGAGACCUGGUCGUCGACAUCACCACUCACCGCCUGUUCUGGGUCGACUCCGUCGUGGAUCAAGUACAGAGUGUGUCGUUCAGUGGAGGAGAUCGACAGGUCAUCCGAUCCAACCUGCCCAGUCCGUUUGGUAUUGCUGUGUUUGGAGAAUACAUCUACUGGGUGGAUAAAAACCUCAAGAAGAUGUUUCGAUCAAAGAAAGUGGCUUCCGUCGGUGUCCCUGAGUUGGUGAAGUCGAACCUAGAUAACCUACAGGAUGUGGCUGUGUUUGAUAAAACAGUUCAGCCGCAAAGUUCCAGCCCAUGUUCGGUGGAUAACGGUGGGUGUCAGCAGCUGUGUUUCGCUUUACCCGACUCGGAGACACCCGUCUGUGCGUGCUCUGCUGGAGAUCUCGCUAAAGAUGGAAAAACAUGUCAUCCUCGUAAUGAAUUCUUAAUCCUCGCUGCUGAAACUGAAAUUCGCAGCCUUUCUCUGGACCCCAGCGAUGGCUCUCUGCCGAUUCCGACUAUAACCGGUUUACACGGUGCUGUGGCCGUUGAUUUUGACUCUGUCGAUAACUACAUCUACUUCAGUCAGGUCGGGCAGAAGAAGAUAAGUCGGGUAAAGAAAGGGGAGACAACUGUAGAGGAUCUCAUAUCACAGGGCAAUUCAAGCCGCCGGGGUGCUCAGCUAGGGGACAUAACCUCUGUGGAGGGCGUGGCGGUGGACUGGGUGGCGAAGAAAAUCUACUGGGCUGAUCUGUACAAACGUCGAAUUUACAGCAUGAACCUCAACCAGACAAACAAGGUGGCACUAGCGGUUGUAGGAAGUCCCCGGGCCGUUGCGAUCGAUCCAUGCAGAGGAGAUCGUAUAGAAAGAUCGAACUUUGAUGGGAACUAUCGAGAGGUUGUGAUCGACACCACAGUUCACCCAUUCUCCAUGGCCAUCUACAAACACUACAUCUUCUGGACCGACUGGACACUCAGGGGAGUGUUCCGAGCGGACAAGAACACUGGCUCCAACAUGCGUGUGAUGAUCCAGGGUCUCGCCACCAGACCGAUGGGGCUCACUGUGUAUGCUGCAGAUGUACAGAAAUGUGACGUUAAUCCAUGUGAGAAAUUCAACGGAGGGUGCAGUCACAGCUGCCACCCCGCCCCGGGUGGGGGACCGGAAUGUGCCUGCGAUGACGACAGCGACCUUGUGAUCGGUAACGACGGUAAGAUGUGCGUGCCAAAGAACAACAAUUGCUCGUCUAGCGAGUUCGUCUGUAAGAACGGCCGCUGUCUCAUCCACCGCUGGGUGUGUGACAUGGACGAUGACUGCCAGGAUGCCACCGAUGAGGAUCCCAAUAUGUGUGCUCUGCACACGUGUGAUCCGACCUACUUCCGGUGUGACAAUGGUCGCUGUAUUCCACUUCGGUACAGAUGUGACUUUGACAAUGAUUGCCGCGACAAUUCCGAUGAAUUAGAUUGCCCGUACCCAACUUGCGGCCCAGAUCAGUUCACGUGUCAGAAUUCUCGCUGUAUCAGUGCCUCUCAAGUUUGUGACGGAGUUGAUAAUUGUCGGGACGGGAACAAGACGGAUGAAACCACGUGUCCACCGAGGACGUGCCCAUCCGGCCAGGUAAAGUGUCCCACUACGAACAUCUGCAUUGUCCGUCGCUACAUGUGUGAUGGCGACAACGACUGUGGUGAUAACUCGGACGAGAACCCCAUGUUCUGCCAGCAAGUGUCAUGUGCACCGGGAGAUUUCCACUGCUCCAAGAGUCACAAGUGUAUUCCGGGGACAUGGCACUGCGAUGGAGAUGACGACUGUGGUUUCGGUGAAGACGAAUCAGAUUACUGUGGUACAGGUAACCGGACGUGUUUUGGAAACCAGUUCACGUGCGACAACGGCCACUGCAUUGCGAUGCGCUGGGUGUGUGAUGCAUCGGACGACUGCGGCGACAACUCGGACGAAGCGGCACACCUCAAUUGUGGCAACACCACAUGCCCGCCGGACAAGUUCACAUGUGAGUCGAACACGCGGGCCGGCACAUACCCAUGUCUGGAGCGGCGCCAGGUCUGCGACGGUGUUCGUAACUGUCAGGGUGGCGAAGACGAGGCUCAGAACUGUCCACCCAGGUCGUGCCGACCCAGCCAGUUCCGGUGUACCAACGGACAGUGCAUCUCACAGCGCUUCAAGUGUGACCAUGACGACGACUGCGGGGAUAACUCCGAUGAACCGGAUGACUGCAACUAUCGGUCUUGCUCAAAUGGCCAGUUUACGUGUGACAACCAGCGCUGCGUGCCACAGAGAUGGGUCUGUGAUGGGGAUAACGACUGUCGGGACAACUCCGAUGAAAAAGAAACCAUGUGUCUGACACCCGACCCAACGUGUCCCGGGAAUGAGUUCCGAUGUGACAAUGGAGAAUGUAUUCCCUACCGAUUUGUCUGUAACAAGAAUGCGGACUGCUCAGAUAACUCGGACGAAGCUCACUGUAAUGUGAAUGAGUGUGACCCGUCUCAUAUCGCCCAGUGUCAGCACGAAUGUGUCGACACGCUGACGAGUUUCCUCUGUGAGUGUAAUGACGGCUAUAGACUGAUGUCAGACCGACAGUCCUGUCGAGACAUCGACGAGUGUACGGAGAAGCCGGGAACAUGCAGCCAGCUGUGUGAGAACGUGGUCGGCAGCUACAUAUGUAAGUGUGCCGACGGCUACCACAAGAUGCUGGAUGGCAGGACCUGCAAGAAGACUGACAACAUUACCCCAUGGUUGAUCUUUGCUAACCGUUACUACAUUAGAGAGCUGUCUAUAGAGGGAGAUAACUACCGCCGGAUCACCCAGGGUUACCAGAACAUUGUGGCGCUGGACUUUGACUACAAGGAGCAGCAUCUGUAUUUCUCGGACGUCAAACAGCACCAGAUCUACAGAAUGUUCCUCAACGGAACCGGACGUGAGACUGUCGUACGACACAACGUACCGAGUGCUGAGGGUAUCGCCAUUGACUGGAUUGGACGGAAGAUGUAUUGGGUGGACGGACAGAAGACUUCGAUAUAUGUCUCGGAGCUGAACGGAACAAACCGUCGCACUAUACUGGAUAAAGGGUUGCAGAAACCGAGAGCUCUGAUUGUUGAUCCAUAUGAUGGCUACUUGUACUGGACUGACUGGGGAACAAAGCCGUACAUCGGUCGCAUCGGCAUGGAUGGCAGCAAUGUCUCUCUCGGCUACAUCACCAAGAAGCUGGGCUGGCCCAACGCACUCACCAUUGACUACGACAUCCAGCGAUUGUGGUGGGCAGAUGCUCAUCUCGACACGAUAGAAUCUAUCAACCUGGAUGGCUCUAAUCGCCAGACGGUACUAGAGAACUGUCCUCACCCGUUCUCCAUGUCGAUAUUCGAAGAGACGCUGUACUGGACUGACUGGAACCACCUCACACUGGAAUACGCCAACAAGUUCACGGGCAAGAACCACACCAUUCUGCGCAACGUCACGCACCGCCCCAUGGACAUCCAGGUGUACCACCCGCUCAGACAGAAACCAGCUCCAAACCCAUGUGGAACAAACAAUGGCGGAUGUUCUCACCUGUGCCUGCUGUCACCUAGCAACGCCAGCUACAUCUGCUCAUGUCCUGAUUUCUUUGUCCUGACGCCGGACCAGAGAACCUGCAUUGCCAACUGCAGCAAUACGCAGUUCCGCUGCGGCAUCACGGAUGACAGGUGCAUUCCGUUGCUAUGGAAAUGUGACGGCGAGAGGGAUUGCCUUGAUGGCAAGGAUGAACCAGAAGAUUGUCCGAAAUCGAGCUGUCCCAUGGGCCAGUUCCAGUGUAAGAAUCGUAACUGUACAUAUUCGUUCCGCGUCUGUGACCUCGUCGACGACUGCGGGGAUGGAUCGGAUGAACUCAACUGCGAAAGUCGGCCAUGCGAGGCAUGGCAGUUUAAGUGUGGCAACAACAAGUGUGUCCCGCGGCAGUGGCACUGCGAUGGAGAGAAUGACUGUGGGGAUGGAUCUGAUGAAGUUGGUUGUGGUAAUCACACAUGCGGCACAAAACAAUUCCAGUGCGACAAUGGCCGAUGUAUUCCAGCAUCGUGGAAAUGUGACUUUGACGACGAUUGUGGUGACAAGUCAGACGAAAAGGAAGAAUUUGACUGUGAGUCACGCCCAUGCCCUGUUGGGUGGUGGAAGUGUGAAACCAACUACCGCUGUGUUCCGAACUUCGCCCGUUGUGAUGGCGAUGACGAUUGCCGUGACAACUCUGAUGAGAAGGAAGAAAACUGUCCCGUGUGUCACCCGACGGGAGACUUCAAGUGUAAGAACCGCCGCUGUAUCCCCAAACGUUGGCAGUGCGACUUCGACGAUGACUGCGGUGACAACAGUGAUGAAGAAAUCGGCACCUGCAAAUCGCUGUAUCGUCAGUGUUCAGAGUCCGAGUUUCGGUGUAAGAACGAGAAGUGUAUUCAGGGUCAGUGGCGAUGUGACCAUGACAACGACUGCGGUGAUGGCUCUGAUGAAGACCCUUCAAUCUGCACCAAAUAUCACAACUGCACCAUGGAUGAGUUUGCGUGUGGAAGUGGUUACUGUAUUCGACGGAGAAACCUCUGUGACGGGCAAAGGGAUUGUCUGGAUGCGUCUGAUGAAGAAAAAUGCCCUCCACGAUUCCCAAAAGGACGUUUUUGUCCUCCAGGCAAAUAUCAGUGCAAAAAUCAUAUUUGCAUCUCCAAGAACUAUCAGUGCGAUGGUGAUGACGAUUGUGGCGAUAACUCUGACGAGAGUCCGAACGUCUGUGCAUCCGUCGACUGUCAGUCGAGCGACAAGUUCCGCUGUAACAACUUCAAGUGUAUUCCGCGGUGGCGCGUGUGUGACCAGGUCGACAACUGCGGGGACGGAUCAGACGAAAGCUCCACUGUUUGCACCACCAAGCCCCUGGUUUGCAGCAGUGACCAGUUUAAGUGUGUCAAUGGUCUGUGCAUAGACGGAAACAAGGUCUGCGACAACGUUGUCGACUGUGCUGAUCAGUCAGAUGAAACCGGUUGCCACAAGAGUUCCGGCCCCAGUAACUGUGGUGAUAACAACGGUGGGUGUGAACACCAGUGUCAGAACUUAACAUCAGGAGGCUAUUACUGUUCAUGUAAUUCAGGCUUUACAGUGUCACAGUCAGACAGGAAAUCUUGUGAUGACAUAGACGAGUGUGUGAGAUGGGGUAACUACUGCCCUCAGCUGUGUCAGAACGUGAAGGGAUCAUUCAAGUGUCAGUGCGCGGACGGCUUCGUCGACAGUCAGAGGAAGGGAACACUGUGCAAGGCCAUAGAUAGAAACAUGAUUGUGUUCAUAGCAAUGGGCCAUGAGAUCCGUCAGUAUCGCACGAAGUCUAAGGAAUACACAGACGUGAUCGUGUCGGGUCAGCGAGCCCAUGCACUCGACGUGGACGCUGAGAGAAGAUUUCUGUACUGGACCGACACCUCGGUGAGACGGAUCUACCGUGCGGCCAUCCCGAGAGACGCCAAGCUCUCUGGAUUCCCUCAGGAUCUACAGAUCUCUGGACUACAGCAACCGGAAGGAUUGUCCGUCGAUUGGGUGGCUAAAAACAUCUACUGGACCGAUGCUCGGAAAAAGACUAUUUCUGUAUCCAAUGGCGAUGGGAGAUACCAGCUGACACUGAUUAAUACUGAGCUGGAUCACCCGUCAGGAAUAGCUGUGAAUCCAAGACUUGGAUACAUGUUCUGGACUGAUAUCAGUGGACUGCGACCGAAGAUAGAGCGGUCGUGGAUGAACGGUGACGAGCGGAAAGUGCUGGUGUCGACUCGACUCGGCCAGCCGACCGGAAUAACGAUAGACUUCUACAUGGGAGAUCGGAUCUACUGGAGCGACGCCAAGGAGAACAUCAUAGAGUCAAUGAAACCAGACGGAACCAACAGGGUCGUUGUGUUCACUCAGAAUGUCUUCAACCCCAUCAGUGUUGACGUGUUUGAGGGGAAACUGUUCUGGGUGUCGCAGCAGAUGGGUCAGCUGAUCACUGCGGACAAGUUUGGCCGCAGGGUCAACAAGACUCUACAGACUGGGCUCGUGCUACCGAGCGGUAUGAAGGUCUUCCAUGUCAGCCGAUACGACCUCGCAGUUAAGAAUCCUUGUAUCAAGUCUUCGUGCAGCCAUCUCUGCUUGCUGGUUCCCAACGGGUAUCGGUGUGCCUGUCCCGAUGGUACGGCCUUUGAGGACCCCAGCCGCACGCUGUGUGCAGCAGCUGAAGAGGUUGAGAAGCCGAUACCGAUCGAGUGUAAAUGUAGAAAUGGAGGAACGUGUACCAAGACAUCUGACUCGAAUACAGUUAGCUGUGACUGUCCUCCAGGUUACCUGGGUGAAUUUUGUGAAAGUGCUCAGGUGCAGAUGUUACCAAGUGAGACCAAUGUUCUGGCGAUCGCUCUUCCGCUGGUUAUCCUGGCCGCUCUUGUAGUCUUCGUCACCGUGUCGUUUCUAAUUAUCAGGAGAAAGGGGAUCGAUUUGAAUUUUCCCCGAAUAAUAAGGAAGAAGUUAUCUGACGCUGACCCGAAGACCCAGGGAGUGGUAUUGUACAGAGACGGGGAGGACGUCAAGCUGGGAAUGCCUUCAGGGACAUACACGUCCGCUGGGGAUCCGUCGGAAGGCAUCAGCAGUCUUUCAGACCCGAUGUGCCCAACCAACUUCUGUAACCCAAUGUACGACACAAUGCACGCCCAGGAAACACUGACGCUCCCAACCAGCGUGACAACACCGAAACCGGCCUCCGAGGUCGUACACACCAGCUCACAUGAAAACAAUCACAUUUACUCUGGGCCUGACAUUCGGAUUGCGCCACGUUCCCUCGAUCCCACCGACGAUGUGGAGCAUGAUACAGCUGGCUUGGUUCGACAAGGCUCGCUUUAAUAGUUAUUGUGUCUUUAACAACAUUGUUGUUUUGUUGUGUUGGUUUUUUUGGUCAUAUAUUUGUAUGGACACCGUGCCUUUAAUAACAGUAUCACAGAAUUGCAGAUUUGUUGAAUUUAAAGUCACUGACCCUGGUUAUUAGUGUAAAAUAUGUUUCACUUAUUGCUGCUGUUUUUAACCAUCAGGCAGAUCCAGGAAAUAUUUAGGAGGGGGGACUAAGGGGAAAUGGGUGAAUGGACCUACUCGUGAAAGGGCAACCCAAUUAAUAGUUUUUAAAGCCAGAAAAAAAAAAAGAGGCAGAAAGGUCCCCUCCCUAAAAUAUUUACCAGAUUGGACCUUGAAUCCAGGGUUUGUGGCUUUAAUGGAUAAGUUCAUCUUAAGUGUAUACUCUAGGAAGCUAUUGGUUGUGAGGUGCUAGAAAGGGGGUCUUCCAUAAUAGUGCUCAUCUCCUUACUUCAACCGUCUUUUUAACAGUAGGGUGCCUUUAAUCUUUAAUAGGGUUUUUAGUACUUUUACCAACACUGUGCCUUAAUAGAGCUCAUCUCCUUACUUCAACCGUCUUUUUAACAGUAGGGUGCCUUUAAUCUUUAAUAGGGUUUUUAGUAGUUUUACCAACACUGUGCCUUAAUAGAGCUCAUCUCCUUACUUCAACCGUCUUUUUAACAGUAGGGUGCCUUUAAUCUUUAACAGGGUUUUUAGUAGUUUUACCAACACUGUGCCUUUAAUCUUUAAUAGGGUUUUUAGUAGUUUUACCAACACUGUGCCUUAAUAGAGCUCAUCUCCUUACUUCAACCGUCGUUUUAACAGUAGGGUGCCUUUAAUCUUUAACAGGGUUUUUAGUAGUUUUACCAACACUGUGCCUUAAUAGAGCUCAUCUCCUUACUUCAACCGUCUUUUUAACAGUAGGGUGCCUUUAAUCUUUAAUAGGGUUUUUAGUAGUUUUACCAACACUGUGCCUUAAUAGAGCUCAUCUCCUUACUUCAACCGUCUUUUUAACAGUAGGGUGCCUUUAAUCUUUAAUAGGGUUUUUAGUAGUUUUACCAACACUGUGCCUUAAUAGAGCUCAUCUCCUUACUUCAACCGUCUUUUUAACAGUAGGGUGCCUUUAAUCUUUAACAGGGUUUUUAGUAUUUUUACCAACACUGUGCCUUAAUAGAGCUCAUCUCCUUACUUCAACCGUCGUUUUAACAGUAGGGUGCCUUUAAUCUUUAACAGGGUUUUUUAGUAGUUUUACCAACACUGUGCCUUAAUAGAGCUCAUCUCCUUACUUCAACCGUCUUUUUAACAGUAGGGUGCCUUUAAUCUUUAAUAGGGUUUUUAGUAGUUUUACCAACACUGUGCCUUAAUAGAGCUCAUCUCCUUACUUCAACCGUCGUUUUAACAGUAGGGUGCCUUUAAUCUUUAAUAGGGUUUUUAGUAGUUUUACCAACACUGUGCCUUAAUAGAGCUCAUCUCCUUACUUCAACCGUCUUUUUAACAGUAGGGUGCCUUUAAUCUUUAACAGGGUUUUUAGUACUUUUACCAACACUGUGCCUUAAACAGUUAAAACAAAAUGCACAUUUUUAUCAUACAUAUCAAUCUUAAAUGUCGUCAAACCUUCUAUAGCGGCCACCUCUAAUAGGCAGCCACCUGUGUUAAGAGGCCAAAUUUUUUAGUCUCCCAAAUCAUCUAAUAUAUUACUGACCUGUAUUAUUGGCUAUGAUUAAUACUCCCUGCUUAACAGAGUUUUAAUUACAUACUCUAGGAAAAUAAGCUUUAACAGUAUCGGAUAUUUAAUUCAGGCAACUGAACAUUUGAUUCCCUAGAUAACAACUCUGGCAAUUAACCCUGGAACUCAGCAAUGUUGGGGAGAUAGCGCUGUGUUUUUAAUUUUCCAUGAUAUUUAUUUUGCCAUAAAAUAAUAAUUCAGUUUUGUGUAUCACUUUUCUUCAUUUUGUUUUCUUCUCUUUUUUUAAAAUUUGUUUUUGUAGUACAGAAUCUUUCACACAAACAGCAAAACUGUCAUGGAAAAUUUCUUCGAGACAGCAUAUAUUUUUGCUAUGAUAAUUUUUUUUAAUUGCCAGGGUUUGAUAUAAAACAAAAUCACAUAAACUUUCUUUGAAAUAUUGUCCCCUCUUUAUAUUUGACCAAUGUUAUUCAUUUAUCAAAACCAGAGUUUAAGCUAACCCUAAAAAAAAGAGUAAUUUAAUAUUAGCAGUUUGGCGAAUAUGGUAAUAAACAAAUUUAUACUCACCUGGACCAUGAAAAAUAAGUAACACGGCUCUUUUAGUUCAGGAGUGCAAUGUUUUGUCAAGCUGGAGUGUUACCAUAUGUUUGGGUUUUUUGUAACCGCACCUGUGUACAUGAAAAAAAUGCCAUUACUGAUUCUUUAUUAUCGACCCUCUCCUCUUUUUUACUACUCUAGGAUAGGCACGCCCUUGGUGUACUGUGAAUUCACAGCCGGCCUCAUCGUUUGUAUAAUGUGUGUUGGAUCUGUAAAUAUAUACCUUGUAGGAAUCACGUAUAUUUGCAUUCUUGGAGCGGUUCACGUACGUUACCCAUUCAUUAACUGUAUACACUCAUGCCAUGAAAACUUGCCAAAGACAUAAUAUUUCUUUGUUUUUGUAUAUUGUGUAUCACUGUACAUAGAAAUAAAAAAAUAAAAAUGUUCAUAAAUUUCA
Gigantopelta aegis is the source of this 16257-nucleotide messenger RNA. RefSeq names its product low-density lipoprotein receptor-related protein 2-like. The transcript has 82 exons. The record is from RefSeq and is a predicted model, not a curated record. The coding region runs from base 452 to 13597 and encodes 4381 amino acids. Lineage: Eukaryota; Metazoa; Mollusca; Gastropoda; Neomphalida; Peltospiridae. Gene Ontology annotation, molecular function: protein binding; calcium ion binding.